AGACAACUACAUCGACUGGUGAUGAUGAUGAUGAACUUUUUAGUCAAGAUGGCGCAAAUGUAAAAAAAGGUAACCCAAAAAAAGUUUAUACUAAAAAAUUUUUUAUAUUAAAUCUUUCUUUUUUUUUUGAUCAAAGACCCAUCAUUAAUCCAAGUUGUCUGCUUUGAGAAAUCACAUCCUUCCUCUGUUAAACUUGAACGUAAUGUGCGCAUUUCUCUUGCAAGUAUUGAUCCAAAUACUGACCCCCUUCAACAAAUAUAUGGGAUGAUCGCGAACGCUAAAUUUCCAAAGAAAUGGGGUAAAGUUGAUAGAUCUAAUAUCUAUUAUCGAACUGGAGCAUGGAAAGAUGCUCCACAUUUUGCACUGUCUGAUGAUAAUGUUAAAUUACUUUUGGAUGAAUUGUCGAAUCAAAAAAAUCAAAAGGAUCAAAAAGAUCAAAUUCAGAGGGAUCCAAAUCAGAGGGAUCCUAAUCAAAAGGAUGGGAAUGAAUUUCAAUUGAUUGUAUACACUAAACAACGUAAUGCUACUCCUGCCAUGACGAUUCAACCUAUGCAAUUUUCACCAACACCUAAUGAUGAUCCGAUGGCGUCUUCAAAUCAUGUACCUCUUACUCCUCGUAAGAGUCCACCUCGUUUGCAACAAGUCCCUGCACUUGAUUUUAGUUCAGCAGAAAGCUCGACACCUUCACCAACGUUCAUGCAACUAAAGUCGGUUACUAUUCGAUCAUCUAAUAGAGUAUAUAAGCAAAAUAUUGCUGUUACUGAUAAGACAACAUUUUCAUCACUUUUGUCUUUUGCUAUUAAGAAAACACCACCACCAGGUAAACAGUUUGUUUUACAAAGUGAGGAUGGUGAAUUGGAGUAUAUGCCAGAAGAUCCUGUUAGAAAAGUAAUUUUCGGUACCAUUCACGCGGAUGUUGUCGUGAAAAUGGAAGAUAUCAGGGAGGUUGAUUUUUCACAAUUUUAGUGAACACGUGAUUUUAUCAUAAUAAUUUAACAAAAAAAAAAAAAAAAAAAAAAAAAAAAAAAAAAAAAAGACUUAAUUUAGUGAUUAGAAAGUGAUUAAUUUUGAGGUGUGGGUGAUGAUAAUUUGAAAAAACAAGAGGAGUUAGUUAGUUUAUUGAUGGAGAUGGGAUUGGACGCAAAAUCAAACAAACAUUUUUUAAUUUUUUGAAACGAUGAUUAGUGAGAGAGUGAGAAAGAAAUAUAUAUAUAUAUUAUAUAUAUAUUUUCUUCAAAAAAAUUU
This is a messenger RNA of Rhizophagus irregularis DAOM 181602=DAOM 197198, 1245 nucleotides long. NCBI's taxonomy places the organism in Eukaryota, Fungi, Glomeromycota, Glomeromycetes, Glomerales, Glomeraceae. The record is from RefSeq and is a predicted model, not a curated record.